Molecule: messenger RNA, 1396 nt
Organism: Amoebophrya sp. A25
Lineage: Eukaryota; Dinophyceae; Syndiniales; Amoebophryaceae
Source: the annotation of a GenBank genome assembly
UUUGUCUUCGGUUUUAGAGUUAUUGAUGAAGGUUUCACCUCGAAAAACCGCAUUACGGAGAAGUGCGCAGCUGAGAGAAGAUAGAUAGAAGUCGAAAGUUUAUUGAGAUAGGAAUAGAGACAAUGAAGGCCAACUUUUUUCCAGUGAGACGGGGCAUUCCCAUUCGAGGUGCCCACUUCGUCAAGAAGCAUCAGUUUCGUAGUUUUGCAGUAGAGGCAGACUUGGAGACUGAAGCACAAGUCUCGUCGAGCCGAGCUUUAAAUGGUAUUUCCUCGGAUGGGCGUUCGAUGGUUCUUAGAGUGCGCUAGCGACGCUUUACGUGAAAUGAAAUUUUUCACGCUACCGCGUAGGUCUGGUUUUCCGCUGCUUAUGCGACGGCGCGACGAUGUAAUCCAGGAGCGCUCAAAAUUCGACGGCAGCUGGGUGGGAUUACAGUUACAUGCGACUUUCCGGACUGAGUGUAAUAUGGUCGGAAAACCGGGCGCACUUGGUAGACACUUUAACAAAGGUGCACGUGGAAUAUGGCCGGACUUGCCUUUGAUUUCUGUUUCUCCGAAUACCGCAAGUAUAUUCUUCUUUUGUCAGAAAGAAGCGGAGCGGAAAUAUCUUCUCAGCCGCUUGAAUAGUUUCAAUGUCUUCAAUAUUCGUUCCCAGCGUGAGAAAUUUCGUCAGAAGUUUUUCGACCUUCUUGAUCGUGGAGUGGCGUCCGAAAGUGUAUGCAAACCGCUGCUCUCGCUGCUGCAGGAAUGUGGUCGGCAGUCCAAUGGCACCAUUCACAAUGGCUAGGUUUCGAAGAAUGAUAGCGCAGGCGAUGUCAUUUCCCGUUCUGAAUGAACUGCAUUUCCCUCCGGAGUGCAUAAGCACAAGCAUAAUUCAUAAUGCGAUGCUGCGCGGUCAUCGGCUCCUAGUUCGAACCCCUCACUACGUUCCAGAGUGUCUUACCUGUGUGCGCAUGAACUGGCAUAAAAACCAUAGCCGUCGGAAAUAUCCCUACGAGCUUUCAGACGGUAUCGAUUUUUUUAUCAUUCUUUUCGGCGCGGAAGCUGGAACCGGAGAUUUGGAUAAAAUUGCUUGCAUUCCUAAAAAAGUUUUGUACGAGCGGGGAAUAAUCGGCGGAUACGGUCAUGGCGGCUGUUCCACUCCCUUCCUGACUCACAAGGGUGGGAGAACCUCAACCGCCUCUCAAGGUCUUGAGAAGUAUCUCCUUGAUGUUGCCGUCAACUCUAGCGAACCUUUUCAAGUACAAAAACGCACCAGAGAUUUUUUCAAUCGCAUUCUCAGAGAUCAUCACUUACAAGUUUUUUCUGGACAAACGGGUGGGGAAGAAACGCGAGGUGAACAAGAAAGUGCUACUAGAAGAGGUGCUCUCGCUACAGCUCAUCUUGGGAUCAUUUGA